AGUCACGAAAUAAUACCGCUUGUCGUCGGCUACAUAAUUCUCUCUCAUCCAACGCCAUUGACCCCCUCAUCCUCCCUUCCCGCUUCAAAAUUCUAUCACAAUUCCCCUCACUUUCUCGCCAUCCAAAGUAAACAGAAAGAAAUGCAUACUCAAAUCUCCGAUUCCGAGCAGCAGGAACUCAUCGAGAAGCUCGACAUCUUCAGGAUCAGGGGACGUGACAAACGCGGCCGCACCGUCCUUCGCAUCAUCGGCAAAUUCUUUCCAGCUCGAAUUGUGAGCGUUGAUGCUCUGCGGAAGUAUUUGGAGGAGAGAAUAUUCCCAGAGAUCGAGAAAAAGCCGUUCGCUGUGCUGUACGUGCACACUGGAGCUCAAAGGUGCGAGAACUUCCCCGGAAUCUCAGCCGUCCGAUCAAUCUACGACGCCAUCCCGAUCGGCGUCCGCCGGAAUCUCGAAGCCGUGUAUUUCCUCCACCCCGGCCUCCAGGCCCGCCUCUUUUUCGCCACCUUCGGCCGCUUCUUUUUCACCGACGGGGUAUACGGAAAGCUGAGGUACGUGAGCAGGCUCGAUUAUUUGUGGGAGCACGUGAGGAGGAGCGAGAUUGAGGUGCCUGAUUUCGUGUACGAUCAUGAUGAGGACUUGGAGCACCGUCCGAUGAUGGACUACGGAUUGGAGAGCGAUCAUCCGAGGGUGUACGAUGCGCCCGCGGUUGAUUCGCCUGUGUCGACGUACUCCAUGAGAUGCAUCUCUUAGCUAGUCGUAAUAAUUGAGAAGUUAUUUUUUUAGUUCUUCUCGCUUUUUUACAAUUUAGUGGUUGAUUAGGAUAUAUGUGGUUGUAUUUAGAUAAUACGAGAAAAUAUGCCCGCGCGUUGCUGCGGGAACAUGUUGUUUGAGGUGUAAUCGGAUGAAUAAAACACAUUUAAGUUGAAUAAAUUCAACACAAUUAUGAACAAA
Messenger RNA from Malus domestica (apple), 951 nucleotides. RefSeq lists its product as uncharacterized. NCBI's taxonomy places the organism in Eukaryota, Viridiplantae, Streptophyta, Magnoliopsida, Rosales, Rosaceae. The record is from RefSeq and is a predicted model, not a curated record.